Messenger RNA from Hordeum vulgare subsp. vulgare (domesticated barley), 1590 nucleotides. RefSeq names its product mitochondrial uncoupling protein 5-like. Gene Ontology annotation, biological process: phosphate ion transmembrane transport; mitochondrial transport; succinate transmembrane transport. NCBI's taxonomy places the organism in Eukaryota, Viridiplantae, Streptophyta, Magnoliopsida, Poales, Poaceae. The coding region runs from base 303 to 1280 and encodes 325 amino acids. The record is from RefSeq and is a predicted model, not a curated record. Gene Ontology annotation, molecular function: antiporter activity; oxaloacetate transmembrane transporter activity; sulfate transmembrane transporter activity. Gene Ontology annotation, cellular component: mitochondrial membrane. The transcript has a single exon.
ACCCACCCACCCCAACCAGGGCAAGCAAGCAAGCAAGAGGAAGCAGCAGCAGCAGCGAGCACGAGCAGCACAUGUCACAGAGGGCCAGCGUCCCACACUCCUCCUCCAUAGCCUUCGCCCUCCAUUCCCACCUCCUCCUGUCCUCCGAGAUGUGCCCCAGCUCCUACUGGGAAUAGAAUUAGGAGGCCCAAAUCCGACACCUUUUCCUCCCAAGGUUCCUCCUUUCUUCUCCCGGAUCUAUAUACGUAGUUCGGUUCUCCAACCCAUCCAUCCAUCCAUCCAUCCGCUAGCGGGAAGAGGAUAUGGGCGUCAAGGGAUUCGUCGAGGGGGGCAUCGCCUCCAUCGUCGCCGGCUGCUCCACCCACCCGCUCGACCUCAUCAAGGUCCGGAUGCAGCUGCAGGGGGAGUCGUCGGCGGCGGCCGUGCCCCAGCCCGCGCUGCGCCCGGCGCUCGCCUUCCAGGCCGGGGCGCAGACGGUGGCGCUCCCGCACGCGCCGACGCCGGCGUCGGUGGCCAAGCCCGGCCCGAUUGGCAUCUGCACGCAGAUCCUGCGCGCCGAGGGCGCCGCCGGGCUCUUCUCCGGGAUCUCGGCCACCAUGCUGCGCCAGACGCUCUACUCCACCACGCGGAUGGGCCUCUACGACAUCCUCAAGAAGCGCUGGACCCAGGAGAACGCCGGCGUGCUGCCGCUGCACCUCAAGAUCGCCGCCGGCCUCAUCGCCGGCGGCGUCGGCGCCGCCGUCGGCAACCCGGCCGACCUGGCCAUGGUGCGGAUGCAGGCCGACGGCCGCCUCCCGCUCGCCGACCGCCGCAACUACCGCAGCGUCGGCGACGCCAUCGCCCGGAUGACGCGCGACGAGGGCGUGCGCAGCCUCUGGCGCGGCUCGGCGCUCACGGUCAACCGCGCCAUGAUUGUCACCGCCUCGCAGCUGGCCACCUACGACCAGGCCAAGGAGGCCAUCCUGGCCCGCCGCGGUCCGGGCGCCGACGGCCUGGGCACGCACGUGGCCGCCAGCUUCGCCGCGGGCAUCGUGGCCGCCGCCGCGUCCAACCCCGUCGACGUGGUCAAGACCAGAGUGAUGAACAUGAAGGUGGCGCCGGGGGCUCCCCCGCCGUACGCCGGGGCCCUGGACUGCGCGCUCAAGACGGUGCGGUCGGAGGGCGUCAUGGCGCUCUACAAGGGCUUCAUCCCCACCGUGUCGCGCCAGGGGCCCUUCACCGUCGUGCUCUUCGUCACCCUCGAGCAGGUGCGCAAGGUCUUCAAGGACGUUGAGUUCUAAUGCAGACAUGCAGUGCAGACCACCGCGCGGCACCAUGGAUCCAUGAUGAUGACGACAAGAAGCUGCCCAUUGAUGCCGCUGCUGCUAAGAAUAACUAGUAGUAGUAGUACUACUGGCGAUUUGGAGAGAUUUCUCCAGUUCCUGCGCCCCGUUGAUUGUAGUAAUUCGGAUGGAUUUGAUCGAUUUUGAAUGCAAUUUAUAUUUUUAAAUCUUGGGCUAUGAAUGUCAACUUUGAGAAUCUUCCGCUAAGAAUUGUCAGCAUUGACAAUGUACCAGUUACUGAAUUGAAUAGACUAUUAUUUUUUCUGAA